AAGCCUUUCGUCAUAGCGAUCGGGACUCCGAUACCUCCGUAUCAGCUCUCCCCUCCUGCAAUUGAUUUGCUUGUUAUUUCUGAAGCCUCGCAACUUUCCACGUUCUUUCCAGGUCAUAUCCAACCAUGUCUGCGGUGCAGGCAGUAACCAGACCGGAAUCGGCGCAGAAGGUGCUGUCGCUGUACCGGCAGCUCCUCCGCCAGGGGAACCAGUUUUCGGCUUACAACUUCAGAGAAUACGCCAAGCGCCGUACAAGAGACGCCUUCCGGGAGAACAAGAAUGUGGAGGACCCGCGGCGGAUACAGGAGCUGAUGCAGAAGGGGUUGCAGGAUCUGCAGAUGUUAAAGCGCCAGACGGUGAUCAGCCAAUUCUACCAGAUUAACAAGCUCGUGGUGGAAGGGGGGAUAUCGGGCAAGGACACUCCUGGCCACGAGACUGUCAGGCAAAAGGAUACCGGCUGGGAUUGAGUUUGAUCGGGUCAAGGAGCCCUUAUUUCGCGCAGCGGAACACCUCGGCCUCCGGGUUUGAAUCCGCCAAGCUGCGUGUACUAUACUACAGAACCCCUACUUAUGGGACAUACCAGGCUCCUCAGGCAGGGGGCGGGUAAUUCGGAGUUUUGGCGCUGGGGGCGGGCAGACCUCCGUGCCCAUCAAGAAGGGUUCAUUCAGGGGAGCUUGUAUUGCGCAGAACCGUCUACGACGAUUUAUAUACAUCUGAUUCCGACAUAACCGGACAAGGUUCGUUUCUUCGC
Molecule: messenger RNA, 751 nt
Organism: Chaetomium strumarium
Lineage: Eukaryota; Fungi; Ascomycota; Sordariomycetes; Sordariales; Chaetomiaceae
Exons: 5
Coding region: 126-467 (113 amino acids)
Biological process (GO): iron-sulfur cluster assembly
Cellular component (GO): mitochondrion; L-cysteine desulfurase complex
Source: RefSeq, a predicted model, not a curated record